Messenger RNA from Acomys russatus (golden spiny mouse), 1013 nucleotides. RefSeq names its product receptor transporter protein 4 (gene Rtp4). The coding region runs from base 69 to 788 and encodes 239 amino acids. Gene Ontology annotation, biological process: detection of chemical stimulus involved in sensory perception of bitter taste; protein insertion into membrane; protein targeting to membrane. Gene Ontology annotation, cellular component: cytoplasm. Lineage: Eukaryota; Metazoa; Chordata; Mammalia; Rodentia; Muridae. Gene Ontology annotation, molecular function: olfactory receptor binding. The record is from RefSeq and is a predicted model, not a curated record. The transcript is spliced from 2 exons.
CCCCUCCCAGAAUUGAGCCAGACAGGGAGCUGCUCACUAACCUGGGUCCUUAGCUUCUACCUCCGAGAAUGCCGGUCUCCGAUUUCAGUACAUGGAUGCACACAUUUCAAGAACUGAUCCAGGAGGAGGAACCCGGGAACAGGUGGACCCUGCAGUUGAAUAAGAGCAUUGUACCAGAUGAGGUGGCCCUGGGAUGGAGGCAGUACCAGCAGACAGUACCUGGCAGGUUCCAAUGUUCCAUCUGUAACAGAGGUUGGUCUUCUGCCCAAGUGAAGAUCUUGUGCCACAUGUACAAGGAGCUAUCUCAGGGCCGGGUCCUCAUGAGAAUCUUUGCUCAGAGGUGCCAGAAGUGCUUUGGGUCUCGGUUUGAGGAUCCUGAGUUCUCCACAGAGACCAUCAACAGGAUUCUGAAGAAUCUAGUCAAUUAUAUUCUGCGGAGAUACUAUGGACACGGCUUCAGGAACAUACCAACGACACCAAAUGCGUGUUUGGAUGAAAAGUUGUUUGUGGAUGGGCCCCAUGACGCAUGCAAUUGUGAGGCAUGCGCUCUUGGCCGCAGUGGAGGGUGUGCCUUUAAACCCAAAGCAAAGCUGCCCAAAUCCCCAUCUCCUUCACCAAAGAGUCACAGUUCUUUUCCACCAAAGAGCUGCUACUCUUCACCUCAGCCUGGGAAUAUGUCUUCUGAAAGGCUUUUUCAGGAACGCACAGAGCCCCGUGACUCAAGUAUAUCACUAUUAGGUAUUUUGGCUAUUGCUGCAGUUACCAUUCUUGGUCUUAUCAUCAGAUAAUAGGUUUGUGGUCUUUUUUAAUUCUAUGGUUAUCAAUAAAAUGGAUAUCAUUUUAAUAUGGCAGUGAAAGAUUUGCUACCAAGCAAGGCCAAGCAUAUAGCAUAAGCCUGGUUUGGUGGACAUGCUCUGAGAAUAACCUAAAACACAAACAAGACCAAUGCACAAUAGAUCCAAUAACAAAUGUGUAUUGGAUUGCUGAAGGAUCUGCAUGCACUUGCUCACUUA